Molecule: messenger RNA, 5581 nt
Organism: Phlebotomus argentipes
Lineage: Eukaryota; Metazoa; Arthropoda; Insecta; Diptera; Psychodidae
Gene: dpr12
Product: zwei Ig domain protein zig-8
Exons: 8
Coding region: 2390-3340 (316 amino acids)
Biological process (GO): synapse organization
Cellular component (GO): neuron projection membrane
Source: RefSeq, a predicted model, not a curated record
GGUCAAGUGACGCAGUGUUUGUAGUGGAAAGCAAUGAAUAUCCUACCGCAGAAGUUCUGUUUUUGCAUCGAUCUCCGGAAGGGCAUCGUGUGGUUGGCGUGGUUCAUGAUGCUCCUCAACAUCCCACUCAUUAUUCUGAUGUUCAUCAUCAUCGCACAGCGGAAUAAAAUUUUCGUGGAUCACCCAAAAUUGGAAAAUGCCCUCAUUCCAGUUUGCAUCGUCGAAACGGGAGGUGCUUUCAUCCAGAUCUUCACAAAUAUCUUCCUCAUAUAUGGCGUAGUAAAGAAAAGCCACAGGGAUAUGCUGCCCUGGUUGGUGAUUAAUAAGGUUACGCUGGCCCUCCUUGUCGCCACGAUCAUCAUGAUUGGAAUGCAGAUUGGUUCGCAACUUCCCCUUGGUAUCUACAUUAUCAUGGCGUUUACAGCAGGAAUUCUCAUCUACUUCUGGCUGUGCGUCUUUAGUUUGUUCAAAACAUACAAGACUUUCAGCAGUGACGAUCCGAUGCCAGUGGAUGAUUUAGAGAGGAUUCUCAUUGACGACGAUGACGAUGACAUGCUGCAGUGAUGAAUAAGGGUGCGGACGCUUCAGGUGCCUCAAGGGGAGGGCCCAUCGCGCUAUAAGUAGUGAGCACGGACUGUAAUUUAGUUUUAAUUGUAUUACCAUAAAUGAGAAUAGCGUCGAAGUGAGGCUAUAUGGCAUUUUACCCGGUUAUGCCACAGCUAAACUUUCAGUUAUGUUAUGAAUAUGCUAAAAUAGGGGUGCGAUACAUGAAACUGAUUUCAAUUAUGAGGCUGCGCAUAAAGCCAAACUAUAUUUUAUAUUCCACACAGUGAAACUAAAAGAAAUGUAUAGAGCGAGAGAGAGUGUGUGAAUGAGAGGAGACUAUUUUUGGGGUUGGCAUGACCUACAUUUAUCUUUUUCCCGGAAUACUCGCAAAAUCGCCCUUUCUGUGUUCUCCUCUCUCUUCAAAGGACAAUUCGUUGGAUGAAUUGUUGGGAUAAUGUAAGACGUGUUUCGAAUUCAAUGUCACAUGAAAUUAUUUUUUCCAUUGUUGAUGGCAUGAGCGAGAGAGAGACUUUUGUUGCGAGAUGAGAUUUGGUAUCAAUUCAAGUGCCACUGGAGGCGCAUCAAAUAUUUAUGUCGGACUUUAGGGGGGAUGAAAUGAAGUGAUAAGAAAAGUAGUAUGAACGCCAUGUUGCGAUGAAUCGACCAGUUUCGAUGUCUGGCUCUUUCAAAUGAAACUGAAAUUAUGAUUGGAUUUUCAUGUGGUUCUGGAAAGAAUUUCCCCCACUAUGACAUGUAUUUUAGGAUUUUAGGAAUGAUGAAAGGUGUUUUUUAGAUAUUACAUAAAAUUCUAGUGUAAGGGAGUGACGAGAAAGAACAUGAAAUAAAAUAUUUGUGCGAUGUCGUGCAUUUCUUCCGUUGUUAUCACAGCGCAUGCCUGAUAAGAAUAAACGUAGAAACACGGGCGUAUACCAAAAGUUCUCAAAGGAGUGUAGCCUUCCUCACAAUAAUCCGUGUGAAAUAUACCAAAAAGAGUGUGAGCCCUUCGCUCAAUGAAAUUUUAAUAAGUUUGAGGUGAAGAUUAUCGGGAGAGUCGGUCUGUCGUGUUCACGGUGUUGUGCAUUGGGCGGUGAAACCGCGAAGAGUCGAUUGUGUGGAAAAUUGGUGAAGGAAUCCACAGUGGAGGAGUGUUUGAUUUGCACCCUGACUAUAGUGCUGGAAAAAGGUUUUUCUUGUAGUUCACAGUUGGGGAAAUUGGAGCGAAAAUUGAAAGAAUAAGCAAAAGAGAGUGUCCUUCUAGUGGGCGGCCUCUGGGUUUGGGGUUGGAAGUGUGUUGAAAGUACAAAAAGCUAACCGCACGAGGGGUGUAUGUGUGAAUUUCCUGAAAAUUAGCAACCCCGGCUGGAAGAGUGUGGUGAUUUCAGACAAUUUUCCCGGCACUGGGAGUGCAUCAUCAUUUUGCCACCAGUGCUCACUUUGGGGCGCCGUGGUGUGGGUGUGACACGAGAAAAAGAAGCGAGCUGGUGCGGGGAUAAAAAAGUGAGGAAAUAAAUUAACAGAAAAUAGCAAUAAAACAUAAAAGGAAGCAGUGCGGUGAGACGCGAGGCAGGAGUGUUUGUAAGCUGGCGGAACGGGAAGGAAGUGUGAAGGGGCAGCCACCUCUUGUAGAAAUUGCUGUUCGCCCCAGCAUUCGCCGGAGAAAUGCUGUUGUGUGUAGAAUGCUGAGAAAAUCGUUGCCGAAGAACAUGAACAAUUGAAGUGAUGGUUGUGAAGGUGGCACAGAAAAGUCAAAUAAUAAUGAAAUGUGAUGGUUUAUUUAGUAAAUAAUUGCGUGUAAGAGGAAACUGAAAGCGUCACACAGAACGAGAGCGAGCAGUGAGGAAAAAUGUAUCGAUUUCAACUGCUAAUAUUUUUUCUGCCAUCCAUAAUAUUUGCCACGACGCUGGAGCCAGAUCAUCACAGACCCAUUCUAACAGACAAUGACUGGAAGAAACUCUGGAUGGUGGCGGGAAGUACAAAUUAUGACUCCAAGUCGGAGAAUACCAUAGAUUCCAGUGAUUCACCUCAAUUUGAGGAUACUGAGAUGUUUGCCCACAAUACGACCGUCCAAUUGGGAGGAACCGCCUUCCUUGUUUGCAAAGUGUCCGGAAUCGACAGAGUGGGUGCUAAUUGGAACCAAAUUUCCUGGAUACGUCGCCGUGACUGGCACAUUCUCUCGUCAGGGGUCCAAAUGUACACAAAUGACGAGCGAUUUGCCAUCCUUCACACACCCGGCUCCAACGUCUGGACGCUCCAGAUUAAGUUUGUCCAGCGUCGUGACCACGGAAUGUACGAGUGCCAGGUGUCCACGGCCAACGGCGUGAUAUCGCACUUUGUGAACUUGCAAGUCGUCGUGCCAGAGGCAUUCAUUCUCGGCAACGGCGAGCUGCAUGUGGACAUGGGCUCGACCAUAAAUCUCGUGUGCAUCAUCGAGAAGAGUCCCCAGCCGCCGCAGUACGUCUAUUGGCAGAAGAACGACCGCAUGAUCAACUACGAUGACUCUCGGCGCGACAUCAGCAUAGAGACGUCGCCCGGACCGCGCACGCAGAGUCGCCUCAUAAUCCGGGAGCCCCAGAUCGGUGACUCGGGCAACUAUACGUGUUCCGCCAGCAAUACAGAACCUGCCAGUAUCUACGUGUUCGUGUCCAAGGGGGACAACAUGGCGGCGAUUUCCAGGCGAAAAACCUCCUCUGCCAAUUGCAUCUUCAGCUGCAUUGGCAAUCUCGUCGGCGUCUGCAUUUUCGCCGUGAUCCUCGUCAGCAGGAUCUUCUUCCGGCUCGGUUUGGCAGGCCGCUGAGCGCAUGCAAAAUCCUUGAGUGCGGUAUGAAUUAGGAGUAAAAUGGAAUCUCUGCAACACAGAAUUAGUUCUCAGACAACAUAGUGAGUAAAUUUGUUAAUAAUCUCUCAGAAGAAACACAUAAAACUUUACCAAAAAAAGAACAGAGAUUGAAAAUGGAAUAUUUCUACUAUAAAUAUUAUAUACAGAGAAGGUGAAAAACUACAGAAAAUUCAGUAUAAAUGUGUACAUAGAUAAAUUUACAUUAUAUAUAUAUAUAUAUAUUACAAUAGGGAGAGGGCCAAGGUGAAAACACAUUAAUUAUGAACUUACACGAAAUCAGUAAAGAUGUUGAGGGGAAGGAGUAUAAUAAAAAAAAUACGUUAGAAGAAAAUUAUUAAUGUGAAUACAGAAAAUGAUGAAUAACUUAAUCAAUAAUAUGAUUUUUCUGAAACUCACCCGAAAUAUGGCAUGAAAUCAUAGGAAAGCUCUUCACUAAAGAGGUUUGUAUGUUACAAAGUGUCUCAAUUCGAGUGUCAUGCAUGGAAAUAAAUAGAGACGUUUGAGACAGAGACACCCUGUAAGGGAGCAAAAUGAAAUGGAAAGGAAAUUAAUUAGUGAAGCACAAACAAAUUGAACAUAUUAUCUUUUUUAACAAAUUAUUUCAUGUUGUCAUGAAAAGGAAGAAGAAAGAAAAAAAAAUAGACGUGAAGUCUCUCUAAUUUUGUGACUUUCUGACCAAUUUUUAGACGAAGAGUUACAUAUAAAAAAAGGAUGGAAAUCAAGUAUAAAUAAUUUUUUGUGUAAAUAAUGUAAAUUGGUGGACGAUUGACUCCGUGUCCUGCGUGUGUUGAAUAUUUCAGAGGCAUUCGCGUUAUUUUUCCUCUCCCUUUACUUUCCUUCUCUCGGUGGUUUAAAAAAAAUAUUCACACGUGAAUGUUGUAUUUUUUCCGUGCUCUCGGGGGCCAGCCGAAAAUCAAUUGAGUAUUCCACAGUCUCUCCAGCCGCCCGCGUCCCUUCAGCCCCCGCCCCAUGUCUCUCAUAUGUUAAUGAUGAAAUUAACUUGUUUGUUGAAAAAUAUUACAACUCUUUUUCAUUCCUCACCUCGUUAACAUUCUCUGGUGCAUGUUGAAUUAUUAAAUAGGAAAGUGAGAAAAUAUAAGCAAGUUUAUAAAACUAUUAAAGUUAGAAAAUGCACUCUGCAACAUGAGGAUUGUGAUAAACAUUUUUGAGAUUCACUAAGUUAAUUAAAAUGUCCCCCUCCCUUCCGUCAACUUCUAUGCCGCCCCCCAAACACACACAACUCCUUAAUACUGUAAAAACUCCCCCAUUGUAACGCUUUCUCUCCCUUCUCCCCGACUUAUUCUCUUGCCCGUUAUCUUUCAUUCAACAUCUCCCCGUGUGGGACAUGCUGAAAGUGCACUCCGCCAGUGGAGAGGACACUCUUUGAGAAAAUUCAUUAACAUUGUCAGUGUUACUCAGAAAGACUUGCAAUAAGAAAAUAGGAAAGAGGAGAAAUUAAAAUACCACUCCGAAUGAAUUCCAUCUCGCAAUUUGUGCCAAUUCAGGUAGACUUUGAGGAGUGUUUGCUUACCAAUCGUGAGUUAAUAGAUUGCCAAGCAGCAACUGUUGAUUCCACCAUUCGCAAUUUAGAGCUAUUCGAAUCGUGUGAUUUGCAAAUGAAGUGCAACUUGAAAAUUCACUCGCGAGACUUCCUGUGCACUUGAAGCCACAAAAAUCACUCCUCAAGCAAUAUGCAAUGCACGAAGUGGCACAAACUUGAAUGAGCAUUGAGAUGGUGUGGUAUUUGGCAAACAUUACAUGAAAUAAAGAUUAAAUGAACAAGGUUAAACGAGUAAACAAGAUAUGAGACAGAAAAAUCAUUUCAGUUGCGUAGAGUAUAUAUGACAAUCUUUAAUUAUUCUCUGAAUUGAAAUAUAAAUUUAAAUGUAUAUGGUAAAUUACAUAAUAUGAUAUACAUUUUAAAAAUGUUUUAGCGAAAUACCAUCUCUCCCAUUUGCUGAAACACAAGAAUAGACAAAUGAGAUAGAUAAAGAAAAGAGUGAACAAGUAGAGAGAUGAAAAGACAACACAAUUUACACAGAAGAAGGACUCAAUAAAGAAAUCAUAAUAAUCCCAUUGAAGUUAAAGAAUAAAGAAAAAAUGAAGGCGUUAGAGGAGAAGAAAACACUUUAAAUAGACAGUCACCUUAUAUAAGAGAUGAAAAAGAAUACUAACUAAAGUGAGAUAAAAAAAAAACAA